UUCUUCUUCUCCUCCUGCAGCAGGUCGCCUGGAUCCCCGAGGAGUCGGAGCAGCGACUCUCCUCGCCUCCGGGGGAAGGACUCCCCCCGCCCCCCCCGCCUGAGGGGUCGCGAGUCUCCUCGAUCCAAAGCCAAGAGGAAUCGCUCCAAAGGGACGGACUCGCCUCGCUCCAGAGGAUCCCAUUCGCCCGCCGCCAAAACCACCGACUCCCCUCGCCUGAAGGACUCGCCGCGGACGAAAACCUCAGACGCACGUUCUCCAAAACCCAAGACCGCGUCGUGUAGCGGCUCCUGUCCCAAGGACGACGACUCUGCCGCGCCGAAGGCGCCCGAAUCAGCGGCGGGCGCCGGAGGACGCGACUCGUCCCCGGUUGAAGACGCCGAGUCCCGACGAGGACUCGCCGACUCGCCGCGUCCAAAUCAGAACUCGCCGAGCGUUUCCGGGUCCUUCGAGCCGUCACAGCCCAGAACCCCCGACAACACUCGGCCCGGGACGCCGCCGGCCUCGCCGCCCACCACGCCAGAGUCGGACCUGCGGCGGCGGCGAGAGGAGGCGGAGCGCCUCCUGGAGGAGGCCGUGUCCUCGUGGAAGGAGGCGCAGGAAGUCCUGCAGGAAGUGAAGGAGCUGCAGAGCCAGACGCUGCGGCGGCAGCGCCGGAGAACCUACGAGAAGAUGGCGUCGACCGCGGCGGCGGGGUCGCCCACGGCAACCGCGGCGGCAGCGGCAGACGAGGACGACGCCCCGAACUCUGCAACAUCCCCCGAAGACGAGUCCGAGACGCCGUGACGACGGCGACUUUCUUUCUUACUGUUCCUUCAGUUGAAGUCUCGAAGGACCUUUUUCAGCAUGACAACCAGCAAAAAAAUGAAAACACUGACCGAAUUUGCAUAAUUUUGGGGUGAUUUUUAAAUAUUUUGCAUCUUUUA
Etheostoma cragini (Arkansas darter) is the source of this 926-nucleotide messenger RNA. Its product is annotated as pleckstrin homology domain-containing family O member 1-A-like. The annotation marks the transcript as partial. The record is from RefSeq and is a predicted model, not a curated record. The transcript has a single exon. NCBI's taxonomy places the organism in Eukaryota, Metazoa, Chordata, Actinopteri, Perciformes, Percidae.